AUGUCUUUCCGAGUCGUUGUUCCACCACCUUCGUUUCUCCCAAGAAAGGAUAGUAAUAAAAUAAGAAGCUCAUCACCAAACAAAGUUUCGACGGUUCUUACAAACCUCCAACGGCGCAAUGUGCAAACCCUUAAAGUUGAUUCUCAAGCAGCCUUGUCUAUUUUUCAAAUGGCUGCCCAGGGCGAACUCUUACAACUUCAGUCUAAAUUGGAGACACCUGGUGUCGAUGUAGAUGAACGAGACGGCUUCUCCCCACUCUUAUGGGCCUGCGCAAACGGUCAAAAAUCGGCAGUGGAACUUCUUCUUUUUCACGGUGCAAAUCCCUUUAUAAAAGGGGUGAACGGUGAGAGCGCUCUCUUGCUUUCAGCAUGCCGAGGACAUUACGACGUGGUUCAGUACCUCCUACGCGCGGGACUCCCUGUAAACACAUCUGACGAGUUGAACAAUACCGCCCUAAUGUUUGCAGCUUUCCACAAUCACGUAGCCAUAGUCUCCUUGCUCCUAGAUUGGGGAGCCGAUGUGACUGCAACUAAUGGCGACGGCUGGGAUGCGUUGCAGUUGGCGAUCCGACGAGGUGCGCGGUCAAGCCAGCGUGUCAUCGAGAAGCACUUGGUAUCCCUUUUACAGCAAAGUUUUUUAAGGUUUACAAGGCGGAUGGGUCUUAGGAAGCUGAUCUUUGCACAAGCCACCACAAAAAAUUAA
This is a messenger RNA of Mesocestoides corti, 702 nucleotides long. The record is from the annotation of a GenBank genome assembly. Lineage: Eukaryota; Metazoa; Platyhelminthes; Cestoda; Cyclophyllidea; Mesocestoididae.